This is a messenger RNA of Linum tenue, 5866 nucleotides long. Lineage: Eukaryota; Viridiplantae; Streptophyta; Magnoliopsida; Malpighiales; Linaceae. The record is from the annotation of a GenBank genome assembly.
CGGCCAGCAUUGCUCCCAAAUCCCCCAGAGAGAGAGAAUCAGCGUUACGUUUGGGCCACAGUAUUAAUAGAGCAAUCCCCCCCUCUGCCUUAUCCCACCCCUAUCCUCUUCCUCACUCCCUUUUCCUCUCGAUUUCCCUUCCAUCUCUUUCUCUGCUUAGUUCGUUCUUUCUUCCCUUUCUUCCUUCUUUCUUUCGUGCAUCUCAAAAUCGGUGCUGUUUUCCCGGCGAGAUAAGAGUCUAAUUAAUUCCGGCCUCUCUCAUCGGCGCGGCAGCCGGUCCAUUAGUUGCGCAUCUCUGUAAUUGUUAGAGCGGGCGGCUGAUCGCAAGAGAAGCCAGCUAGCUAGCAUGGCGCCCAAGUCCGGAAGGGGCAGCCACAAGUCCCACCAUCACAAGUCCAAAGCUGCAGCUGCAGCUUCUGCUGCGGCGGCUGCUGACAAGAAAAAGAAGGAUCACCAUCGUAAAGUGGUGGUGCCUAGUCUUGUUGAUAUUACCGUCAUCACUCCCUAUGAUUCCCGCCUUGUUCUCAAGGGCAUCUCCACGGAUAGGAUACUGGACGUGAAGCGGCUAUUGGCUCAGAAUGUGGAAACCUGCCACCUCACCAACUAUUCUCUCUCACAUCAGGUGAAGGGAGGGAGGCUAAGUGACAAAGUGGAGAUUACUGCGCUGAAGCCCUGCGUUUUGAAGAUCGUUGAAGAGGACUAUGCGUCGGAAUCGCAGUCCGUCGCACACGUCCGGAGGCUCCUUGAUAUUCUGGCCUGCACCACCGCGUUCGCCAAGCCCCGACGGUCCUCACCGCCGGAAUCCAAAUCCACAAGGAGCAACGCAGGCAGCAGCAAUGGAGGACAAACAGCAUCCACAACGCCAGAGGCGCGGUCGUCGGCCAACUUGGAGGGCUUGGACAUGGUGGCAAUCCACCCGACGCCAAAGCUGUCGGAAUUUUACGACUUCUUCUCCUUCUCCCACCUGGCUUCUCCAAUUCUCAAUUUGAAGAGAUGUAGCAGUGGAAAAGAAUCAAGACGCGAAGGCGAUCAUUUUGAGAUGCAGAUUAAGAUAUCCAAUGGAAAGCAGCUGCAUGUGGUUGCAUCAGUAAAAGGGUUUUAUGUGGCUGGGAAGCAGUUCUCCCAAAGUCACUCCUUGGUGGAUCUUCUGCAAAAUCUCAGCCAAGCUUUUGCAAAUGCGUAUGAUUCCCUCAUGGAAGCUUUUGUGGAUCACAAUAAGUUUGGAAACCUCCCAUAUGGGUUUCGUUCAAAUACCUGGCUGGUUCCUCCUUCUGUUGUCGAGUCUCCUUCAAAGUUCGCACCCCUGCCUGCAGAGGAUGAUUCUUGGGGUGGCAGUGGUGGAGGUUUAGGACAAAAUGGCAUGCACGACCUUCGACCAUGGGCCACAGAGUUUGCAAUACUUGCUAGACUUCCUUGCAAGACUGAAGAAGAGAGAUUAGUACGGGACAGGAAGGCCUUUUUGCUUCACAACCUGUUUGUUGAUGUCUCAAUUCAUAAGGCGACUAGAGCAAUACAUCAGAUAAUUGAUUCUAAUAUACGUGCAAAAGACAGAGUCCUCUUUGAGGAACGUGUUGGAGACUUGUUGGUUGUUGUUAUUAAUGAUGAGACAGAUGAGAGCUUGAAGUCCAGUCUGAAAGUCAAUGUUGAUCGGCUGUCUAAUACCUCUGCCAAAGAAGUCGACCAGAAGAACUUGCUGAAAGGCCUUACUGCAGAUGAGAGUGUUAUCAUUAAUGAUACUUCGUCAUUAGGGGUUGUGACUGUAAGACAGUGUGGAUACACUGCAACAGUUAGAGUUGUUGGUGAUGUGGACAAGACUACAUCUGUCCAAGACAUUGAAAUUGAUGAUCAACUGGAUGGUGGAGCCAAUGCUCUAAACACUAACAGCUUGAGGAUUCUGCUUCACCGGUGUGUCAGUUCUGGAUCACAAGGAUUGCCGACACCUAAGUCUAGUCCUGACAAUGCAGAAGAAUUGACGUGCCUUACCCAGAAAAUUUUAAAUGAGAAUUUAACUAAGAUAGAGGAAGAACCAGUUGUAUCUGAGAGGUCAGUCAGAUGGGAACUAGGAUCAUGUUGGUUGCAGCAUCUGCAAAAGCGAGAAGCAGCGACCGAGCCCAAUUCUAGUAGUUCCGAGGAAAGUGAUCAGAUUGAGCAUGCAGUGAAAGGUCUAGGAAAAGAGUUCAAAUUUUUGAAGAAGAGAGAUGAGAAACCUGCUGAAAGUGUCACGGAUGAGACGAAAGAGGCUGAAAGUGACCUGUACAGCAAAAGUGAAGGAACUGACCUAUGCAGCCAAAGUAAUCGCGAGAACACUGGUGAUGAAUUGAAGAAAGUGCUAUCUGUUGAUUCCUUCGUGCGUCUGGAAGAAACCAAAACUGGGCUUCAUUUAAAGUCUCUGGAUGAGCUUGUUCAAAUGGCAUACAACUACCAUGAUGAAAUUGCUUUGCCCAAGUUGGUCGCAGACUUUGGCUUAUUAGAGCUUUCUCCUGUCGAUGGCCGCACACUCACCGACUUUAUGCAUUUGAGAGGACUACAGAUACGCUUUUUGGGUCGGGUGGUGAAACUUGCAGAGAAGCUUCCACACAUACAAUCUCUUUGUAUUCAUGAGAUGGUCACUCGAGCUUUCAAGCAUGUACUUAGAGCAGUUAUUGCAUCGGUUAAUGAUGUAUCAGACUUACCAUCAGCAAUAGCAUCAUCUUUGAAUUUCCUAUUCGGAAUUUGUCAAGGAGAUAAAAAUGAUACCCUCAAAGAUGAUCAUGCUCUGAAAUUGCGAUGGUUGAGGACAUAUAUCAAUAAACGGUUCGGGUGGACUCUAGAAGAUGAGCACCAGCACUUGAGAAAAUUAUCUAUUCUCCGUGGCCUGUGCCACAAGGUUGGGCUGGAGAUGGUUCCAAGGGACUAUGACAUGAACUCCCCCUGUCCCUUCAGGAGUUCUGAUAUUAUAAGCAUGAUCCCUGUUUGUAAGCAUGUAGGAUGCUCUUCAGCUGAUGGGAGGAAUUUGCUGGAAUCAUCUAAAGUUGCUCUUGACAAAGGAAAGCUAGAGGAUGCUGUUGACUGUGGUACAAAGGCACUGGUAAAGAUGAUAGCAGUUUGUGGUCCAUAUCAUCGAAUAACUGCAAGUGCUUACAGUCUGCUAGCUGUUGUUCUGUACCACACGGGUGACUUUAAUCAGGCAACUAUAUAUCAACAGAAGGCUCUGGAUAUAAAUGAGAGAGAGCUUGGGCUAGACCAUCCAGAUACAAUGAAAAGUUACGGGGAUCUCUCUGUGUUUUAUUAUCGUCAACAGCACAUUGAGUUGGCUAUGAAAUAUGUCAACCGUGCUCUAUUCCUUCUUCAUUUUACCUGUGGGCUGUCUCACCCUAAUACUGCCGCAACAUACAUCAAUGUGGCCAUGAUGGAAGAGGGCAUGGGAAAUGUUCAUGUUGCUCUCAGAUAUUUGCAUGAAGCCUUAAAGUGCAACCAAAGAUUAUUAGGCGCGGAUCAUAUACAGACAGCUGCAAGCUACCAUGCCAUAGCCAUAGCUCUGUCAUUGAUGGAAGCAUAUUCCUUGAGUGUUCAACACGAGCAAACCACACUUAAGAUACUACAAGAGAAACUUGGACCAGAUGAUCUUCGGACACAGGAUGCUGCUGCAUGGCUCGACUAUUUUGAAUCAAGAGCUCUAGAACAGCAAGAAGCAGCGCGAAAUGGAACUCCAAAGCCAGAUGCAUCCAUAGCAAGCAAAGGUCACCUUAGUGUGUCAGAUCUCUUGGAUUACAUUAAUCCUGACCAGGAUUCUAGGGGAAGUGACACACAGAGGAAACACCGUCGGGCAAAGGUAGUACUAAAAUACUUUACUGCUCGCCAGUGUUGUUUGUUUGAGCUUCUACUUUCCAUAUCAUUCUAUUUACUAACAACUGUCAUUGUUCGAGUAAAUUCCUUUUGGAAAUAUGCUGUCUCAGCUUGACCUUGCCAUAGGUUUCAAUUUGCUCAAACUUGGUCUUGCCUUGACCUUGUCUGUACUUACACCAACUUAGAUUAUUGCAGAUGCCAGUCUCAAUACUUCUGUACAGGAAGAUUUUGAUCCAUGGCGUUUUAUUAACUUAAUAGCAAUGGCAGAGUUUCUGGUUCUUUAAGGAAUAAGAACAACUACUAUCUGCUUAUUUUUUGAUCGGUAAUCCAACACAAGCCUUCUUUUGUCUUUGAUUUGUCAGGUAGUCCAACAAGCUCAUCAAGAUCUAGUAGUUGAAGGUGCCACAUUCCAUGACGUUUCCACCAAUACAAUACCUUACUGCGAUGUAGCUAACGAGGACAUGAUUAAGCAGAAGGGGAAUGGAGAAAAUACCUUGAUAAACAGGCUUAGGAUGAUUCCAACUACAGCUCGUCAAGAAGCUUCAGAUGAAGGAUCAGUAGGAGAAACCCAAAACAGGGUUUCAGGGGAAACUGGCCGAAGAUCUGGUAAUCAUAUGGGUACAAGAGAAAGUGAUCUAGCUUUUGCAUCUGAACCUAUACUUGCUAGAGAAGAGGUUGAAGAAACUUCUUCUGAUGAGGGGUGGCAAGAAGCCCAUCCAAAAGGGAGGUUGGUUCGUGCUGCUAGCAUCAAGUCUGGUCGCAGAAGACCAGCUCCCGCAAAGCUAAACAGAAAGGAUUCUCAUCGUUCAAGUUUCAUAAACCGAACAGCAUAUACAAAGGACGCUACUUCGCUCAAGAAACCCAAUAUUCAACAUAGUUUCAGGGAACAGUCAAUCAAACACCAGGCAAAGUCUCCUGAAUCGAAAUCUUCAUCUGCUCAAUUAAAUUUCGCUGCUGUGGUGAAUAGGUCACUGUCUUACAAGGAAGUAGCCAUUGCUCUGCCGGGAACUGUUCUGAAACCGUUUGUGGACAACACUGUGGACGAACAAAAUGAUGAAACACCUGAGAAGAAACAGACAUGCUACGAGCAGUCACCAUUACAGGAUGCAACUGACAAUAGCAAGGCAGACAGAGUAGAUGAGAGCAUGACUCAGACAGAUGAAUCAGUUGGUAAAGUUGCAGAGGAGAGUGCUUCCUUUGACCAGAAUAAAUGCACAGAAAAUGCGAGUAAACUUUCAGCUGCAGCUGAGCCAUAUAAUCCAGCUCCCAUCACUGCCAUUUGUGACAUUGGAGCUAGUCAUGAUCCGGUUGAACAUCCAGUUGCUCCGCCGGUCUCUGCGAGAGUUGCUCGUGGACCACGAUCGCGCUUCUACUUCAGAUCAAGCCGGUCGUUCAGCUUGCAGCGUGGCUUCCUGAAAUACCAAGCUCCUAUGCCGAUAAUAUCUGCUAGAACCAUGAACCCACACGCUGCGGAAUUCAUACCAAGGAAAGCGUGGGUGACAAGGCACCGGAAUGGAGACUCGAGCACGGCUGAAUCCGAUUCAUUUCCCGAGGCAGAUGAAACCGGAGAUGAGAAAUCCAGUAACGAAGGCAGAGAUGGAGUUUCAGGAAAGGCCACCAGAUCGGAGUCCGAGAAGGCCGAACUCGCGAGGCAAAUACUGCUUAGCUUCGUCGUGAAAUCUGCGCAGAACAGUGAGAAGAUGCUGCAGGAUGCUGGAAAUUCAUCGAAGACUGACAGGAACGUGGCGGCGCGGGUAGAAGCCAUGGAUAGGGGAGCAAGGGUGGGAGGUCAUGUUGCGGCGGGGGAUCGUAGUCGUCCCCGGGAACAGGUUACAAAGAGCGUUGCAGAAAACAAGAAGAAAGGCGAUAGUGAAGGAUUUACAGUUGUGACAAAGAGGCGAAGAAGAAACAGGCAGCGGUUCGCAGGUGGGGCGAGUGGGUUAUACGACAACCAACAGCAGUCCAUAUGUGCAUGAAUGAGACUCUGCGAAGUAAAAUACCAAAAGAAAGGGCAUUCAAUCUAUCGUUUUUUUUUCUUCUU